Cornus florida is the source of this 1412-nucleotide messenger RNA. Its product is annotated as ubiquitin-like. The coding region runs from base 104 to 499 and encodes 131 amino acids. Gene Ontology annotation, biological process: modification-dependent protein catabolic process; protein ubiquitination. The transcript is spliced from 3 exons. Gene Ontology annotation, cellular component: nucleus; cytoplasm. Lineage: Eukaryota; Viridiplantae; Streptophyta; Magnoliopsida; Cornales; Cornaceae. Gene Ontology annotation, molecular function: protein tag activity; ubiquitin protein ligase binding. The record is from RefSeq and is a predicted model, not a curated record.
GUUUGCUUGUGGUAACAGUCAAUGGCGCGGGUGCCUUCUUGCAGUUCCUCUAUGUCACUCUGUUUUUGAUCUAUUUGCUCCCAAGGGGACAAAGGUUAAAGCUAUGAAGUUAGUAGCAAUAUUCAACGUGGGGUUUAUUGGGUUGGUGAUAGCAGUAGCUUUUCUUGCAAUUCAUGGCAAUGUGAGGCAUACCUUCGUGGGAAUUAUAUGUGCAGGACUAACUAUAAUCAUGUAUGCAUCUCCUUUAUCAGCCAUGAUAAAUAUAUACUUGAAGGUCAUAAAAACAAUUGCCUUCAAUGUCAAGAGAUCAAAGACGAUUAAAAAUAUAAAAGCAAUGUUACAUAGUAAGGAGGGCAUCUCAGAAAAUCUUCAGGAGCUUUUCUUGACUGGUGAGCGGCUUCAGGAUGACAAAAAGCUAGUUGAUUAUGGUAUUCAGAGGAACUCCACUCUCCAUCUUGUUCUCCAAGCCCCGGGUACCAUCACAUCGGAAAACCAUUGAGAUUGAAGCAAAGCCAAACGAUACCAUCUAAAACAUCAAGUUAUUGAUUCAGGCCAAAGAGGGGAUUCAAUCAGAUAAGUACACCCUAAUCUAUGCUGGAAAGCUACUUGAAGAUAACCGGACUUUGGCCUCGCUCAAGAUACAGGGUGAAUCUACUCUCCAUUUGGUCUUCAAUCCGAGAGAUCUGUCGUCCGUUUCAGUGAAAAUGCCUCCUGGAGAAAUCAUGAAACCGGAAGUUAAGGUCAUGCACACUGUCCGUGAUGUCAAAGAUAUAAUUGGGAGCAUGGUUCGUUUCCUGGUUAAUGAUUGGAAUGUGUGAUAUAUGCAGGAAAGCAACUUGAGGAUUCAAAGACAAUGGCUUUUUAUAACAUCACAGAAGAAUGCAUCUUAGAAAUGUUUCCUCCUCCAUUUCAGAUAUUUGUUAAACAGUGGAGUGGUGGUACUGUGACCCUUAUUGUCCGGCUACAGAACACUGUCAAAGAUGUUAAGAAAAAGAUUUUCGUCAAGCUGGGCUUGCCGGUUGAUGUUCAGGGUCUUGUUUUUGCUGGCAAAAGACUCGAGGAUGACUGCGAUUUGGCUAGUUACAACAUCCAGAAGGACAACACUCUCCGCAUAAGCAUAUAUAAGCUUUUGAAAACGUUGAUAUAGGUAUUGGUGAUCUGAAAACGUUGGUCCGAGAGAAAGUGAAAAAACCAGUGAAGGAAGCAUUCCUCAGAGGAAAGAAACUGAGAGAGCAGCUUUAUCUGAGUAAGUAUCUUCAUGAUUGGGAAAUUACAUCAUCCGAGACUAAGUUGUUAAAUAGGUUGCACCUUGAUCAGAUAUUUUGGGACUAUUUGUUUUGAGAAUUCCUUUUGGACGUAACUUGCAUUACCUAACUUUUCUUUUAAUUUGGCCAGUAUUGUUUUCUUCAUCA